Messenger RNA from Drosophila innubila, 12156 nucleotides. It is a transcript of the gene Dhc62B, whose product is annotated as dynein heavy chain 12, axonemal. Gene Ontology annotation, cellular component: dynein complex. The transcript has 9 exons. NCBI's taxonomy places the organism in Eukaryota, Metazoa, Arthropoda, Insecta, Diptera, Drosophilidae. Bases 1 to 11886 code for a protein of 3961 amino acids. The record is from RefSeq and is a predicted model, not a curated record. Gene Ontology annotation, molecular function: ATP hydrolysis activity; dynein intermediate chain binding; minus-end-directed microtubule motor activity. Gene Ontology annotation, biological process: microtubule-based movement.
AUGUUUAGCCGGAAACUGGAGCGAAUGCAUCGCCCGCCAUCGGACAUAACCAAAUACGAUAAUGAGCCGUAUAUGAAAAAUCCACUUUUAACCUUUCGCAUAUCCGAGGUUCACGAGCGUCGACAUUUUACGUUCCUCAAGCAACGUGCCGCCGACUUGAAAGUGAAGAUUGCCAGAAAGCAAUGGACACCGGAUCCGGAAAUGCGUGCGCUGCCCCAAUCCCACUACGUGGACAAUUUGCGGCGAGAGGUGCGGAAAAUUGUCGUGCCACGGAUGCUGGUGAAAACGGAGGCAAAAAUCUUGAGCUUUGCCUCGGAGCGACUGAAGAACAAGUAUCCGGAGCUGGUAGACGCCUACAUGAAGGAGGUGCACGAGGAAUACGAUCGUCUGAUGAAGAUCUAUAGCAUGAAGAACAUACUACUGCAUCCGGAGUUCUCAGAUGAGGAUCCAGCCAAGUUUGACUUACCUCGUGCUGAUUUUCAUUUCAAGCUGCCCGGACGUACACCCAAUUAUAAUAAUUAUUUGGAGAACCGUCGCAAGAUCUCCCAGAAGCUGCUGAUCCUCCAGCUGCCACUGCGUGUUGUACUUAAUAUAUCGGUGCUGGAGCUGCCGGAGUUUGCCUGCAAUUUCAAUUACGUGAGCAGCAUGGGAGCCCAGCAGCAACAGCUGGGUCUUGGCGGGAAGGAGGCCUUGUCCUAUAAAUUCUAUCGCAAGUACAUACAGAACCAGCUGGACAAGGUGAACACGUUCCUGCGCUGGACAUGGUACACUCGAUUGGUGGUCGUACUGAAGAAAAUGCUACGGAAGCGAGUGAUGCCCAUAAAUGUAUGGAAACGUGCCUGGAACGGCUUAGAGGGUCUGAUGAAUCGCGAGGUGAACAACAUGAAGAUGCGUACAUUUGAGGAAUUGUGUCGGAUAUGUAGUUCUCCCCGCACCAUUCCCGUUUUUCGCUUGGCGCUCAGCUGGAACGAAGGGGAGGACGAGGGCCUGGACAUGCGUCCAAGUAUCUACAAUAUACAGGCGGCAUUUGGGGAGAUUGUGACCGAGAUCUCAAUGGUCGGUUAUCGGAUGGAGGCACUGCAGCCACAGGUGGAUACACUGAGCAACUAUGCACAAGUCAAUGAUUAUCUUAAGAUUGAAAUGAACGAGAAUCAUGUCAAGGAUGUGAUCCAUCGGUUGCAGGACAUUAUUGUGGCUUCCUACUCACAAUUGACGGAUUACCUCAAUGGCUAUCGGGAGAAAUACUUUGCCCUCUACUCAACGGAGGAACGGGAUGAGUUGAGCUAUUUCCUGGAGGAACCACAUGAGUUCGAGGAAUACUUUGCAAGGAUUAACAAAUAUUACGAGUUUAUCAAUAUGUUGUGCAGUGAACCGGCUACAGAUUACUUUGAGAUGGCCGUCAUUGAUAACGAGCCGGCGGUUAUAGGAUUACGUAAUCUCGCCGAGAGUUUGAUCGCCGAUAUUACAGCGAUUAUUAUCAGCGAACAUAUCAAGGCGGAGGAAGAAAUAUGCGCAGAGUUUGAGAAGAUUAAGGAUAAAGCCUUGUUGAUACCAAAGUCCACAGAAGAAUUGCUUGAAAGUGCCGAAUAUAUGAUCUAUGUGAAAAAGGAUAAAUUAGCGGAGCUGACCGAUCGUAUACAAUACUGUCUGCAGGUGGGAACCAACAUUGUCGAGCUCACCCAGAUGUCCAAGUAUCACUUUGAUCUAACCAUCAAAACAAUCAACUGGAUCAAGGAUAUCAACGAUAUAUGUGAUUAUAAUGCAUCCCAGCAGGAACACUACAAGUUCCUCUUUGAGGAGCAUCUGCAGGAGGUCGUUAAGAAGCUCAAUACGGAUAUACAAGAGAUGCUGCCAAAAUUAGGGGUCAUUGAUGAUAUGAGCAGACCAGAAAAGUUUCGAGAGUGUUAUAUUAUACUACAGAAUUUCAUAGAUCAAUUGAAGACCUUUGAUGACUAUGUAGCUUGGAUAAACAAGGAGGAGAAACUCUUCAAGGUUAAUCAAACCGAAUAUCCCACACUGCAGAUUAUCAAAGGUUUUGUUUAUCCUUUUGCAGAGUUGAUGAAACUCUGCAUUGAAUGGCAGCGCUAUUUGAGCGUCUGGACCGAUGGACCCUUUGAGUAUCUGGAGCCAAAGUUUGUGGAGACAACAACGGAUGAUUAUCUCAAGGAAUUUCAGAAGAAUCAGAAAUAUUAUCGCAUCAAGAUCAAGCAGGAUAUGGUCGAGGAUCCCGUGUGCAAGUUUAAGGGACAAACGGAAGAUCCUGAUCCGGAGAAGCACCCGGUGCCUUUGCGCCUAUGUGCUUCCAUGAUCAAGUCGAUCAAAGACUUCACAAUUGGCGUUUUCAUUGUAAACACUUUGUGUAAUCCCGCAUUACGCAAACGCCACUGGAAGGAGAUGUCGGAAAUUGCCGGAUUCGAUAUAACUCCAGAUGCUGGCACUACUCUUCGAAAGAUUCUCAACUCUGGGCUGGAUCAUGUGCUCGAUCAGUUUGAGAUUAUCAGCAUUAGUGCGAAUAAGGAGCUGCAAUUGUGGAACAAUCUACAGAUCAUGAUCAAGGAGUGGGAGAACAAAGUAUUCCCAACUGGUCCUUAUAAGGAAACGGGCGUUACAAUACUCUCCAGCCUGGAUGAUAUACAGGCACUGCUCGACGAUCACAUACUCAAAACGCUGGCGAUGCGUGGAUCGGCUUUUAUGAAGCCUUGCGAGGAGGAAGUGCGUGCCUGGUACGAGAAGAUCAUGAGAGUCAACGAGACAUUGGAUCAGUGGGGAAAGGUGCAGGUUAAUUAUCUCUACCUGCUGCCCAUCUUCUCCUCGAAGGAUAUUGUCGCUCAAAUGCCUGAGGAGGGACGACUCUUUACCAUUGUAGAACAAACUUACACUAGGAAUAUGGGUUUGGUGCUCCGUAAUCCUUUGGUAAUGGAAACAGCGCCUGUUUCUGGCCUCCUGGAGGCCUUACAAAAGGCCAAUGAAUUGUUAGAGGAUAUAUCCACAGGAGUGAGCAAUUAUCUGGAGAAAAAGCGUCUGUACUUUCCGCGCUUCUUCUUUCUGGCCAACGAUGAAAUGCUGGAAAUUCUCUCGGAGACCAAGGAUCCUUUGCGUGUGCAACCACAUCUUAGUAAAUGCUUCGAGGGCAUCAAUAUACUAGAAUUUGAUGCGGGCAAAAAUGUGCUGGCCAUGAUUAGCAGCGACAAGGAGCACAUACAGUUCAUCGAACAGAUCUCAACAGUUGCAGCCGGUGGAAGUGUCGAGAAGUGGUUGGUUGGCGUCGAGGAGGAGAUGCUCAAGGCGGUGCGGAAUGAGAGUGAACUCUCCUACAACCACUAUCCCACGGUGAAGCGCAAUGAGUGGGUCUUGGAGUGGCCCCAAAUGGUCGUGCUGGCCGUGUCCCAAGUCUUUUGGGCAUCCCGGAUGCACAGCUGUCUGCGUCGCAGUUACGGUGGCAAUCAGACCGUGAUGAAUCAUUUCUUUGGUGAACUCACCAAGGAACUGAAUGACAUUGUCACCCUGGUGAGAUCUCCAGUGAUCAGUAAUCUGAAUCGUAUUACCAUCAAAUCCUUGAUUGUAAUCGAUGUGCAUGCCAAGGAUGUAACCGAGGAGUUGAUCCGUCUCAAGAUCAGCAGCGAGUUCGAUUUCCAGUGGUUGGCUCAGAUGCGUUACUAUUGGGAGGACUCUACGAUGCUGGUGAGGAUUAUCAAUGCCACAGUUCCCUUUGCCAACGAGUAUCUAGGGAAUUCAGAUCGUCUGGUGAUCACACCACUCACAGAUCGUUGUUAUCGCACCCUGGUAGGCGCUUAUCAGCUGCAUCUUAAUGGAGCGCCCGAAGGACCUGCUGGAACAGGCAAAACCGAGACCACCAAGGAUCUGGCCAAGGCUUUGGCCGUGCAGUGUAAGGUCUUUAAUUGCUCGGAUGGCUUGGAUUACAAGGCCAUGGGCAAGUUCUUCAAGGGAUUGGCCUCGUGUGGCGCCUGGGCGUGUUUCGAUGAGUUCAAUCGCAUUGAGCUGGAGGUGCUCUCGGUGGUGGCCCAACAGAUUUUGCUCAUCAUUCAAGCGGUGCGUGGGAAUGUGGCCAAAUUUAUGUUCGAAGGCACGGAAUUGUCUCUCAAUCCGGCUUGCUAUGUUUGUAUCACCAUGAAUCCUGGUUAUGCUGGCAGAUCAGAGUUGCCCGACAAUUUGAAGGUGCUCUUCCGUUCGGUGGCCAUGAUGGUGCCGGACUAUGCCAUGAUCGGAGAGAUCUCCCUUUAUUCCUAUGGAUUUGUGGAUGCCCGUAAGUUGGCUGUGAAGAUUGUGACCACCUAUCGCCUCUGCUCGGAGCAGCUGUCCAGCCAGAAUCAUUAUGACUACGGCAUGCGAGCUGUGAAGACCGUACUCUCCGCCUGUGGCAACAUCAAGAAACAGUAUCCGGAUGAAGUGGAGGACAUACUUCUAUUGCGCAGCUUGAUCGAUGUCAAUCUACCCAAGUUCCUUUCAUUUGAUGUGCCGCUCUUUGAGGGCAUCAUCUCCGAUAUCUUUCCGGGCAUCAAACUCCCUCAUAUUGAUUACACGCUCAUGGAAACGGAGUUCAAAAAUGUUUGCAAGGACGAAAUCCUCGAGCCGGCUCCAAGUUUUCUCACCAAAGUCAUUCAGACCUAUGAGAUGAUUAUUGUGCGUCAUGGCUUCAUGUUGGUGGGAGAACCUCUGGCAGGCAAGUCCAAGACCCUCCAGGUUCUGGCCAAGAUUCUGUCCGUGCUGAAGGUGAAGGCGCCUUCCAAGAGCAGCUACUUCCAGCACGUCCAAAUGGGCAUUAUGAAUCCCAAGUCCAUAACGAUGAACCAGCUUUAUGGAUCCUUUGAUCCCAUUUCUUAUGAGUGGACAGAUGGAUUGGUGGCUCGCAUCUUUCGUGACUUUGCAAUGACCCCAACGCCGGACAGGAAGUGGGUCAUCUUUGAUGGUCCUGUGGAUGCGGUAUGGAUUGAGAACAUGAACACAGUGCUGGAUGACAAUAAGAAGCUGUGCCUCACGAGCGGUGAAGUGAUCACCAUGUCCAACGAGAUGUCCAUGGUGUUUGAGGUAAUGGAUCUGGCACAGGCAUCACCUGCUACAGUAUCACGCUGUGGCAUGAUCUACAUGGAGCCUGCCACCUUGGGCUGGCGCUCAUUUGCAAAUACUUGGCUAAAGAAGGCCGAUCCCCGCUGGGCGGAUGCAGAGAAUGUCAAAUAUAUGCUCCUUAUGCUGCAAUGGUUGCUUGUGCCGUGUCAAACCUUCGUGCGUCGUUAUUGCAGUCAAUUCAUCAGACCGGGAGAAUUUAAUUGCAUGUUGACUACCUUUGAUCUGAUUGAUAUGCUGCUUGAUGAGGCUAUUGAGGAGAAUCCCGAGGAUUAUGACAAGUAUAUAGUGGGUCAUAUACAGGCUGCCAUGCUGUUUGCCUUAUCCUGGGGCGUUGGAGGCGUACUCAAUACGGAAUCACGUGAAAAAUUCGAUACGUUUCUGAAAAGCAUAUAUGAAAAUGAGGCAGAAACACCACCUGCCCUCGGUAAAAUGGAGGUGACACCUCCCAUGGAGGGACUUAUCGUGGAUUACGUGUUUGUCUUCAAGCAGCGUGGAAAUUGGCGCUAUUGGCCGGAAUUGGCCAAGCGCAUGGAUGUCGAGGAGACCAAGACGGGUGUGAUUGUGCCCACCGUGGACACCGCACGCUAUAUUCAUCUGCUCCAGAUGCAUGUGAAGCACAAGAAGAGAAUGCUAUUGGUGGGACCAACCGGGACCGGAAAGAGUGUCUACAUACAGAACUAUUUGAUGAACAAACUGAAUCCGGAUGAAUAUGAGACGGGAUUCAUAACAUUUACGGUGAUGAUAUCGGCGAAUAAUACGCAGGAUCAGAUCAUAGCCAAGUUGCAGAAAUGGAAACGUGGCAUCUAUGGUCCACCCAAAGGAAUGCAGAGUAUACUCUUUGUCGAUGAUAUGAAUAUGCCCGUCAAGGAAGUUUAUGGAGCUCAACCUCCAUUGGAAUUGCUGCGUCAGUACUUUGACUACGGCCAUGUGUAUGAUCUGAGGGAUAGCUCCAAGAUCUGGAUACACAAUGUGUUGAUCAUGUGUGCCUGCGGUCUACCCGGAGGAAGUCGUCAGGAUGUUUAUGCCCGCUUCCUCAAUCACUUCCAUGUCUACUCCAUAAAUACGUUCAGUGAUGAUACGAUGUAUCGCAUCUUCCUCAAUGUCUCCUUGAACGGCUUUCGCAGAUCGGGACACGGCCAGGAUGUCUUUGUGGUCACCAAUCAGAUAGUUGCCGCCACGCAGAGCAUUUACAAGAGUGUCCAGUCGGAGGUUCGUGCCACGCCCGCCAAAUCCCAUUACAUCUUCAAUCUGCGGGACAUGGCACGUGUCGUCACUGGUUGCACAUUGGUCCGCAAGGAGUCUGUGACCGAUAAGAAGAUGCUGGUGCGUGUCUGGUAUCAUGAGGCCAUGCGUGUCUUCUACGAUCGUCUUGUGGAUGACACUGAUCGCAAGUGGAUGUUUGACAAGUUGAAUGAAUGCCUAAAGUCCAACUUUAAAGAUAAAGUGGAGACUGUCUUCGAGAAGUACUGCACGGAAGAAGAUCCAGUUUUUACCAUGGAGGCCGCCAACAGCAUUUUCUUUGGCAUGUACUUCGAUGAGGACAGUGAGCCGGAUGAGCGUCGCUACGAGGAGGUGCCCAACAUGGAGAUCUUCCACAAGCUGGCCGUGGCCAGUCUGGAGGAUUACAAUUCGACACGUCGCUCCAAAAUGGACAUAACACUCUUCACUUUUGCCCUGCUUCAUUUGAAUCGCAUUUGUCGCAUCAUCUCCAUUCAAGGUGCGAGUGCAUUGUUGAUUGGCUUAGGAGGAUCUGGACGGCAAUCCCUGACAAAACUGGCCACCAAUAUGGUGCAGACAUCCUUCUUUCAGCCGGAGAUCACCAAGAGUUAUGGGGCAAAUGAAUGGCAUGACGAUAUCAAAGCUAUACUCAAGGAAGCGGGUGGCAUGAAUAAGCACACAACAUUCCUGAUCACUGAGAAUCAGAUUAAAAUGGAGCUCUUUCUGCAGGACAUUGACUGUCUGUUGAAUCAGGGUGAAGUGCCCAACAUCUUUCCCAUCGAUGAGAAGCAGGAGGUGCUCGAGAUGGUGCGUCUGGCGGCCCAAGGAGGCAAUCGCAACAUUGACGUCUCUCCGCUCCAAGUCUUCUCCUUCUUUGUGAAUCGCUGCAAACAGAAGCUGCACAUUGUGCUGAGCUUCUCGCCCAUUGGAGAUGCACUGCGUACCCGGGUGAGAUUGUAUCCAUCUUUGGUGAAUUGCUGCACCAUCGAUUGGUACGACAGUUGGCCAGAGGAGGCUCUACAGAUGAUUGCCAAGAUGUCGCUGGUGGACGUGAAUGUGCCCUCCGAGGAGAUCAAGAUGGCCAUUAUGGACACUUGCCAGUAUUUCCAUACGACAGCAGCGCGAGUUACUCGCUCCUUCUGCCAGAUGUCUGGCAGACAUAUCUAUCAGACCAAUGCCUCCUUCAUAGAGCUCAUCCGAUCCUUCCAAACUCUAAUCGAACGCAAACAGAAGGAAACGAUGCAGGCCAAGAUGCGAUACAUUGGUGGCCUGGACACCUUGGCCGCAGCAGCAGCUGCAAUUUCCAUAAUGCAGAAGGAUUUGAAUGCACUGCAGCCCAAACUGGUGGCCUUGGCGGAGGCAUCCCGCAAAAUGAUGCUGGAGAUUAGCAAGGAGACGCUGGCGGCCAAUGCCGCCGCCGAGCAGGUGAAACGGGAUGAGGAGGUGGCCUCCAUACAGGCCGAGGCAGCCCAGGUACUGAAAGGUGAGUGCGAGAAGGAUCUGGCCAAGGCCAUACCCGUGCUGGAGGAUGCACUGGCCGCUUUGAAUACUCUUAAGCCGGCGGACAUUACGCUGGUCAAGUCCAUGAAGAAUCCUCCACCUGUGAUCAAGCUGGUCAUGGCGGCGGUAUGUGUUAUGAAGGGUUUGCCCCCUGAGCGUAUUCCCGAUCCCGCCUCGGGUAAGAUGGUCAAUGAUUACUGGGGUCCCAGUAAGCGCAUCCUGGGCGACAUGAAUUUCCUGCCCUCGUUGCGGGAGUUUGACAAGGAUAACAUACCCGUGGAGACCAUAAAACGCAUACGCAAGGAGUUCAUACCGAACAAGGACUUUGAUCCCAAGGUGGUGGCCAAGGCGUCCAGUGCCGCCAAAGGUCUCUGCCAGUGGAUCAUUGCCAUGGACAUGUACGACGAUGUUGCCAAGGUGGUGGCGCCCAAGAAGGCCAAACUGGCUGCGGCGGAGAAGGAAUACGCCGACACCAUGGCAUUUCUGGCGGAGAAGCGAGCGAUGGCCGCGGCGCUGGAGGAGAAGGUGGCACUGCUCAACAUCGAGCUGGACAAGGCCAACGAGGAGAUGAAGCGCACGGAGCAGCAUGCCGAGAAUUGCCGGAAUAAGUUGCUGCGAGCGGAGGCUUUAAUUGGUGGCUUGGGUGGCGAGAAAUCCAGAUGGAACAAGGCGGCCGAGGAUCUACAAGAUCUGUAUGAUCAUCUGCCCGGCGAUGUGCUCAUCUCGUGUGGCAUCAUUGCCUAUCUGUCGGCAGUGAAUCUUCAGUAUCGUGCCAGCUGUGUCCUCGAGUGGUUCAAAAAGUGCAACGAAUUGCAGAUACCCUGCUCCAAAAAGUAUUCCAUUACGGCCGUCUUGGGCUUAGAUGUCACCAUACAGAAUUGGCAGCUGGAUGGACUGCCCAAUGAUGAGUUCUCCAGCGAGAAUGCCAUCAUCUCGGCCAACUCGAGUCGUUAUAGCUUGUUUAUUGAUCCUCAGGGUCAGGCCAAUAACUGGUUAAAGAACAUGGAGCGAAAGAAUCGUCUAAAUUGUGUCAAGUUUAAUCAGAGCAACUAUAUGAAGAUCAUUGCGGAUGCCUUGGAAUAUGGCUCCCCGGUGAUCAUUGAGAAUGUGCAGGAGGAGCUGGAGGUGCCGCUCGAUCCGAUCCUUUUGAAACAGACGUUUCUUCAGGGUGGCAUCAAGCACAUCAGCCUGGGCGAGAAUGUGGUUCCAGUUUCGCCGAAUUUCCGCCUCUACAUGACCUGCAAUCUGCGUAAUCCUCACUUUCUGCCGGAGACUUUCAACAAGGUGACUGUGAUUAAUUUUGCCCUCACCCAGAAUGCCUUGAUGGAUCAGCUGCUGAGCAUUGUGGUGGCCAAGGAGCGACCUGAUCUGCAGGAGUUACGCAUCAUGUUGACCUCGGAGGCGGCAGCCAAUAAAGGCGCACUUCUUGAUGCCGAGAACAUGAUCCUCAAGACGCUGACCUCCAGUGAGGGUGACAUUCUGGAGAACGAGGCGGCCAUCCUGAUCUUGGCCGACUCGAAGACUCUCUCCAAGGACAUUACGGAGAAGCAGGAGGCGGCCAAGGAGACAUCCGCCAAGAUUGAAGCGUUCCGUUUGAAUUACAAGCCAGUUGCUGUGCAUUCCUCCAUAUUGUAUUAUUCCAUCACGGAUCUGCCCAACAUUGAUCCCAUGUAUCAGUUCUCCCUCAAUUGGUACAUCAAUCUCUACAUGUACUCCAUUGAGACGGCCAACAAGUCCAAGGAUCUGCCUAGACGCAUCAAAUUUCUGGUUGAUGGCUUCACUAGGAAUCUUUAUAAUAAUGUUUGUCGUUCCAUCUUUGAGAAGGAUAAGCUUCUGUUCUCUUUUAUUCUGACGGCCCGCAUCCUUUUGGGCACUGGUCAAGUUGAGAUGCGUCAUUUGUCGCAUUUGCUGACGAAUGCCAAGGAAUCGAGUAAUGUACCUCCCAAUCCCGAUCCCAGCUGGAUAACGGAUAUCGUCUGGUUGAACAUACUGCGUUUGGAGGAGCUCAAGGAGCUCAAAGGCAUUAUCAGCUCCUUCCGGAGUGAUCUGCCUGCCUGGCAAGCCAUCUACGACCAUGCCUCGCCGGAGUUGCAGCCCUUGCCGGCUCCCUGGCAGGACAAGACCACAGCCUUUGAGAAGAUCAUUGUGCUGAAAGCUCUGCGUCCGGACUCCGUGUUUCUGGGAGUGCGUAACUUUAUAGCUAAUACCAUUGGGGAUCAGUAUGUGACACCGCCGGAAUUCGAUAUAUCCAAAUCGUAUGCCGACUCUACGGCCUUAACUCCGCUUCUGUUUAUUCUCUCGCCUGGAGCUGAUCCUCUAGGCUCGCUGCUGGUAUUUGCCGAAAAGAUGGGACAGGAGGAAUCCUUCCAGAGCAUCUCUCUGGGUCAGGGCCAAGGUCCAAUUGCAACUGCUUUGAUUAAGAAUGCCCAGGAGAUGGGCUAUUGGGUUUGUCUGCAGAACUGUCAUCUGGCCGCCUCCUGGAUGCCCACACUGGAGUAUCUGUGGGAGAACAUGGACACAUUCAACACACAGGCCAAUUUCCGUAUUUGGCUUACGGCGUAUCCGACGCCACAGUUUCCGGUGACGAUACUGCAGAACGGAGUCAAAAUGACCAAUGAACCGCCGACGGGCUUGCGAGAGAAUCUCAUGAGAUCCUACAAUUCGGAGCCUAUCAAUGAGCCGGAGUUUUAUUUGGGCUGCGCCAAGCAGGAUCGUGCCUUUACCCGAUUAUUAUUUGGCAUCUGUUUCUUCCACGCCGUGGUUCAGGAAAGACGCAAAUACGGACCUUUGGGUUGGAAUAUUCCAUACGGAUUCAACGAGUCCGAUCUGCAAAUAUCCGUGCUGCAACUAAGUAUGCUCUUAAAUCAAUAUGAACAUGUGCCCUAUGAUGCCAUCUCGUAUCUGACCAGUGAGUGCAAUUACGGCGGGCGUGUUACGGAUAAUUGGGACAGACGUGCCAUUGUCACAAUACUCGCGGACUUUUGUAAUGCCCAAGUGGUGUCCGAUCUUCGCUAUCGUUUCGCCAACGAUGAUCGUUAUAUAUUGCCACGCAAGACGGAGCAUCGGGAGAUUCUGCGCUAUCUGGACGAGAGCAUGCCUUCGUUGGCACCACCAGAAGUAUACGGAUUACAUGCCAACUCCGGCAUUACGCGGGAUUUGCAGACCACCAAAACUUUGCUGGAUUCUAUGAUUCUGCUGCUGGGCAGCGAAGCAGCGGGAACAGCUGGAGGUGGCGUCAGUCCAGAGCAAAUGGUAUUGGACACCAUUAAACAGAUUGAGAUGGAAAUGCCGCCUGACAUGGAUAUUGAGGGAGCAGCAGAGAAAUAUCCAGUGGACUACAAUGAAUCAAUGAACACGGUCGUCGUCCAGGAAAUGGAACGUUUCCUAAAACUACAAAAGGAAAUUCGAUCCUCUUGUCGGGAUCUGGCCAUGGCCAUAAAGGGUAUCCUUGUAAUGACGCCGGAUCUGGAGAAUGUAAUGAUUGCCAUGAAGUACAAUCGUAUUCCGCAAAAGUGGAUGGGCAAAUCGUAUCCCUGCCUCAAGCCACUGGGCUCCUAUGUCCAGGAUCUGUACAAACGUCUCAAUUGGUUGCACGAGUGGCAUCGUGUCGGAAAGCCGCCGACCUUCUGGCUCUCAGGAUUCUUCUUCACACAAGCUUUCCUCACCGGCGCCAUGCAGAAUUUUGCCCGGAAAUAUAAGAUACCCAUUGAUACGCUCACUUUUGAUUAUGAUGUGCUCAAGGUAGAAACAAAGACGGUGCCACCGGAUGAUGGUGUCUAUUGUAAUGGUCUGUUUCUGGAGGGAGCACGCUGGCACUGGGAACAGAAUAUGCUUGUCGAGCAAUUACCCAAAAUCCUUAUGUAUACAAUGCCUGUCAUCUAUUUCCGUCCGGUAACACUGACUCAACUUACGGAAGGCACACGUUAUCGCUGUCCUCUUUACAAGACCGCCGAGCGCAGAGGUACACUGUCCACAACUGGACACUCGACCAAUUAUGUGGUUCCCUUACUGCUCAAUACACAGGCUAAAGCAUCACAUUGGGUUAAACGAAGUGUUGCCCUCAUUUGCCAGACCAACGACUAAUGAAUGGAAUUAACCUAACUGGUAUACAUAACAGGAGAGAGACACGACUUAUAUAUACAUAUGCAUCUGAAUUCGUUUCUUAAUGCGUGUCUGUUUGUUAGACAUUCUUCAAAAUUUGAAUAUAAGCACGCACAUUUGUAGACUCACAGCUUCUGAGACGCUUUGCUAUGAAAAAGACAUGAAGCUAACAAGUGUUGAGCUCGCAAUACAUAAAAACUUUUAAAUGCAACAAUAUUAAAAUUAUAUAGAGCUUUUUGGCCUAAUUUGAAA